Molecule: messenger RNA, 3174 nt
Organism: Equus quagga
Lineage: Eukaryota; Metazoa; Chordata; Mammalia; Perissodactyla; Equidae
Product: protocadherin gamma-A10-like
Exons: 1
Coding region: 470-3052 (860 amino acids)
Biological process (GO): homophilic cell-cell adhesion
Cellular component (GO): plasma membrane
Molecular function (GO): calcium ion binding
Source: RefSeq, a predicted model, not a curated record
AAAACAAAUGUUGCAAAUAUAUAUUUAAGCGACUAUUUCCAUUUAAUAUUUUAUAGUACUUUCAUUCCACUUUAUCCCAUCCAGUAAGAAACCUACAAAUAGUAGUUUAUUUAAGGAUAUCAGCCGAGAAAACAAAGAAAUAAUGUAAAAUAAAAUAAAAUAUCCAACGAAGAGUAGCGUUUGAUUUCUAUUGCACACGUACUGCAUGCAGUAACUUCUUAGGACUCUGAGCGCCGCUGUUCACCUACGAGGAAAAAGGAGACCCCGCUCAAUUCGGAUUCUCAGGGCUCCAACUACACAAAGCGCCACUGUUCCCACAAACCAGCAACGAGGCUGCAGCGAAACUCACUCCAGAAUUUAAGGAGAGCAGUUUACAGAGACUCCCUGCAGCCAGAGAAAGAAAAGGGAACCGGUCAAAACACAGAAGGUGUCAGUGAGGACUUUGCCAGAAUUCCGUAACCAGACAACAAUGGCCGCUCAAAGGAAUCGCUCCGACCGCAGCGCGCUGGUCCUGCUCUGCCUUUUCCUCGGUAUGCCACGGGAGGUUGAAGCCCGGCAGAUCCGCUACUCGGUGCCUGAGGAGCUAGAGAAGGGCUCUUUCGUGGGCAACAUCUCCAAGGACCUGGGUCUGGAGCCCCGGGAGCUGGCGGAGCGCGGAGUCCGCAUCGUCUCCAGAGGUAGGACGCAGCUAUUCGCUCUGAACUCGCGAAGCGGCAGCUUGGUCACUGCGGGCAGGAUAGACCGGGAGGAGCUCUGCGCUCAGAGCUCGCGGUGCCUGGUGAAUUUUAACAUUCUUGUGGAAGAUAGGGUGAAACUUUUCGGGAUAGAAGUAGAAGUAACUGAUAUCAACGAUAAUGCUCCAAAAUUCCAAGCAGAAAAUCUAGACGUAAAAAUUAAUGAAAAUGUCGCUCCAGGAAUGCGUUUUCCUCUCCCGGAAGCUGUUGAUCCGGAUGUGGGCGUGAACUCUUUACAGAGCUACCAGCUCAGCCCCAAUAAGCACUUCACCCUAGCAAUUCAGAGCCGUGCCAAUGGCGUCAAGUACCCGGAGUUGGUGCUGGAGCGCGCCCUGGAUCGCGAGGAAGAGGCGCUGCACCACCUGGUCCUCACUGCCUCCGACGGGGGUGACCCUCUCCGAUCUGGCACUGUUCUCAUCAUUGUGACUGUCUUCGAUACAAAUGACAAUGCACCGGUCUUCACCUUGCCCGAAUACCGAGUGAGUGUUCCGGAGAACUUGCCUGUGGGCACACAGCUGCUGACAGUCACUGCCACCGACAGAGAUGAAGGAGCCAAUGGAGAAGUAACAUAUUCAUUCCGAAAAUUACCUGAUACACAAUUGUUGAAAUUCCAACUAAACAAAAAUACUGGGGAAAUAAAAAUAUCAGAAAAUCUAGAUUAUGAAGAAACAGGUUUCUAUGAAAUAGAAAUACAAGCGGAAGAUGGAGGAGCAUAUCUUGCAACUGCUAAAGUGUUGAUUACAGUAGAAGAUGUAAAUGACAACAGUCCAGAGGUGACCAUCACGUCUCUGUUUAGUCCCCUGAUGGAAGAUUCACCUUUGGGAACUGUUAUAGCCCUUUUAAACGUGCAUGAUUUAGACUCUGGGCAGAAUGGACAGGUCACCUGUUCCAUAUCGGGGAAUCUACCAUUUAAGUUAGAAAAGUCCAUUGAUAGUUAUUAUAGGUUGGUGACAUACAGAGCCCUUGACAGGGAACAGGUAUCCUCUUACAACAUCACAGUAACAGCCACAGAUGGAGGGAGUCCAGCCCUAUCAACAGGAAUUCACUUCACCCUGCAAGUGGCAGAUAUCAAUGACAACCCACCCACAUUCUCUGACAUCUCCUACUUUACCUAUAUCCCAGAGAACAACCCCAGAGGUGCCUCUGUCUUCUCAGUGACUGCACUAGACCCAGACAGCAAAGAAAAUGCUCGCGUUAUUUACUCUCUAGCUGAAGACACUAUCCAGGGGGCACCUCUAUCUUCCUACAUCUCCAUCAACUCUGAAACAGGAGUCCUGUAUGCGCUGCAGUCCUUCGACUACGAGCAAUUUCGUGAUCUGCAGAUGCAGGUGACUGCCACCGACAGUGGGGAUCCACCACUCAGCAGCAACGUGUCACUAAGCCUGUUCAUACUGGACCAAAAUGACAACGCACCUGAGAUCCUGUACCCCUGCCUCCCCACUGAUGGUUCCACUGGCAUUGAGCUGGCACCCCGCUCUGCAGAGCCCGGAUAUCUAGUGACCAAAGUGGUGGCAGUGGACAGAGACUCAGGCCAGAACGCCUGGCUGUCCUACCGCCUGCUCAAGGCCAGUGAGCCAGGGCUCUUCACCGUGGGGCUGCACACGGGCGAGGUGCGCACGGCGCGGGCACUGCUGGACAGAGACGCACUCAAGCAGAGCCUGGUGGUGGCCGUCCAGGACCAUGGCCAGCCCCCUCUCUCGGCCACCGUCACGCUCACCGUGGCUGUGGCCGACAGCAUCCCAGACAUCCUGGCUGAUCUGGGCAGUCUAGAGGUCCGGCACGACUCGGACGCUUCAGAACUCACCUUGUACUUGGUGGUGGCGAUAGCUGCGGUCUCCUGCGUCUUCCUCGCUUUUGUCAUUGUGCUGCUGGCGCUCAGACUGCGGCGCUGGCACAGGUCCCGCCUCCUCCAGGCUUCAGGAAGCGGGUUGGUGGGCGUGCCCGCCUCGCACUUCGUGGGCGUGGACGGGGUGCGCGCUUUCCUGCAGACCUAUUCCCACGAGGUCUCCCUCACCGCGGACUCGCGGAAGAGUCACCUGAUCUUCCCCCAGCCCAACUACGCGGACACGCUUCUCAGCCAGGAGAGCUGUGAGAAAAAGGAUCCUUUGUCUUUGUUAGAUGAUUCGAAGUUUCCUAUAGAAGAUACCCCUUUGGUUCCAGUGAGUUCUAUUUUUACUCUUUUACUUUCCUUUAAAAAAUUAUCAUUGGUUUUACUUUUAGGUUUCCAGCAUGAUGAUGGAAAAUUUCUAUAUUUUUUUCACUUUUCUCUGUUUCAACGACCUUUGCUUCUUGCUAAAACAUUCAAGAGUAGAACUUGAUGGUUAUUAAGGCUGAUAUGGUUACUUUCUCGUAAAUAGUCACCUAAUCCCAGUGAAGGCCUGUUGUCAUAAGGCUGUUAUGAUUAGCUUUGCAGAGCCUUAUAUUUUAUAGUUGUUGAAUA